AUGGAUCCCCAAGAACUGAGUCUCGUUGCCCUUGCUCCCAAUGUCAGCAGCUCCCAGGCCCCAGGGAGGAGCAGCACGCCAGGUGGGAGGAGAAGAAAGGACUGGUCCUGGUCGCUCAUCGUGGCCUCGCUGGUGGGCGCCUUCGGUUCAUCCUUCCUCUAUGGCUACAACCUGUCAGUGGUGAACGCCCCUAUGCCGUACAUCAAGGCCUUUUACAAUGAAUCCUGGGAAAGACGGUAUGGACAUCCCAUAGAGUCGGACACUCUGAUGCUGCUCUGGUCUGUGACGGUGUCCAUCUUCGCCAUCGGUGGACUCGUGGGGACAUUGAUGGUGAAACUGAUUGGAAAGGUUCUUGGGAGGAAGUACACUUUGCUGAUCAACAACGGAUUUGCAAUUACUGCGGCAUUACUGAUGGCCUGUUCUCUCUGGGCAGGGGCCUUUGAAAUGCUCAUCGUAGGUCGCUUCAUCAUGGGUGUGGAUGGAGGCAUCGCCCUCAGUGCACUCCCCAUGUACCUAGGUGAGAUCUCACCCAAGGAAAUCCGCGGCUCUCUGGGGCAGGUGACUGCCAUCUUCAUCUGCAUUGGUGUGUUCACUGGACAACUUCUGGGCCUGCCUGAGCUGUUGGGAAAGGAAAGCACCUGGCCAUACCUGUUUGGAGUGAUUGUUGUCCCCGCCAUUGUCCAGCUGGUGAGCCUGCCCUUUCUCCCCGAGAGCCCACGCUACCUGUUUUUUGAGAAGCAUGAUGAGGAGGGGGCAAUGAAAGCCUUCCAGACAUUCCUGGGCAAAGAGGACAUAUCUCGAGAAAUGGAGGAGGUCCUGGCAGAGAGCCGUGUUCAGAGGAACAUCCAGCUGGUAUCUGUCUUGGAGUUGCUGAGAAGCCCCUACGUCCGAUGGCAGGUCCUCACUGUGGUCAUCACCAUGGCCUGCUACCAGCUGUGUGGCCUCAAUGCGAUUUGGUUCUACACCAACAGUAUCUUUGAAACAGCUGGGAUCCCUUCAGAAAAGAUCCCAUACAUCACCUUGAGCACAGGCGGUAUUGAGACUUUGGCUGCCAUCUUCUCUGUAAGUACAUUGAAAACACUCACUUCAGGGACCCCAG
This is a messenger RNA of Chrysochloris asiatica (Cape golden mole), 1099 nucleotides long. It is a transcript of the gene SLC2A9, whose product is annotated as solute carrier family 2 (facilitated glucose transporter), member 9. Gene Ontology annotation, biological process: monosaccharide transmembrane transport. NCBI's taxonomy places the organism in Eukaryota, Metazoa, Chordata, Mammalia, Afrosoricida, Chrysochloridae. The annotation marks the transcript as partial. The transcript has 8 exons. Gene Ontology annotation, cellular component: membrane. Gene Ontology annotation, molecular function: hexose transmembrane transporter activity. The record is from RefSeq and is a predicted model, not a curated record.